UGCUAACAAAGUGUCUCAAAUCAUCCAGCAGUGCACAUUUCUCUCUUUCCACAUAAGAUACAGCUCCACUUCUCAAAAGGCAGAAACCAAAAAGCUCUCUCUAUAUAUAUAUUUUCCCUCCUUUCUUUCCCUCACCCUUUGCCACAUCUCAAACCAUGUUCACCUUUCAAUUAGCUCCCUCUUUCAACAUGUUAAAGAUUAUAUCCAUCCUAAUUUUCCUAUUUCCUUCUAUGGUAUUUGGAGACUGUACAUGUGAAUCUGAGGACACAAAACACAAUAAAGAAGCUGCACUUAAAUACAAGCUAGGUUCCAUUGCUUCCAUCCUUGUUGCUGGUGCUGUUGGGGUCAGUCUGCCAUUGCUAGGCAAGAAGAUACCAACUCUAAGGCCAGAAAAUGACAUCUUCUUCAUUAUCAAGGCCUUCGCAGCCGGCGUGAUUCUAGCAACUGGGUUCAUUCACAUACUACCAGAUGCAUUUGACAACUUGACGUCACCAUGUCUUAAAGAAAAUCCAUGGGGAAAAUUUCCCUUCACUGGUUUUGUUGCCAUGUUAUCUGCCAUUGGAACACUGAUGGUUGAUUCAUUGGCAACCGGGUACUAUCAGAGGUCAAACAUAAAGUCCAACCAAGUGACAUUUCAUGAAUUGGAGACGGGUGAUCAAGUACAUAGUCAUGCAGCAGAUCAUGUACAUGGCCACACACAUGCCACACAGAGUCAUGCUCAUGGCUCUGCAGAAUUGAUGUCAUCAGAAUUAAUCAGGCACCGUGUCAUUUCGCAAGUCUUGGAGCUGGGGAUCCUAGUGCACUCAGUUAUAAUUGGAAUAUCAUUGGGUGCUUCCCAAAGCCCUGAAACAAUAAAGCCUCUCAUGGUGGCUCUGUCUUUCCAUCAAUUCUUUGAGGGCAUGGGACUUGGUGGUUGCAUCUCCCAGGCUAAAUUCAAGUCUCGGUCUGCAGUGAUCAUGGCUGCGUUUUUCUCCCUCACAACCCCAGUAGGGAUUGCAAUUGGCAUUGGCAUAUCAACCGUUUACAAUGGGAGCAGUCCCACUGCUCUAAUUGUUGAAGGGACUUUCAAUGCUGCUGCAGCUGGGAUUUUGAUUUACAUGGCUCUUGUUGACCUACUGGCAGCUGAUUUCAUGAACCCUAGACUGCAAAGCAAUUUGAGGAUUCAAUUAGGAGCAUAUAUUUCACUUCUUCUAGGGACUGGUUGUAUGUCUGUCAUAGCCAAGUGGGCUUGAGGUUCCCAUUACAUAUUAAAGUGUGGUUUGUUAAUUAA
Prunus avium (sweet cherry) is the source of this 1270-nucleotide messenger RNA. RefSeq names its product zinc transporter 1-like. Lineage: Eukaryota; Viridiplantae; Streptophyta; Magnoliopsida; Rosales; Rosaceae. Gene Ontology annotation, molecular function: zinc ion transmembrane transporter activity. Gene Ontology annotation, biological process: zinc ion transmembrane transport. The record is from RefSeq and is a predicted model, not a curated record. Gene Ontology annotation, cellular component: plasma membrane.